This is a messenger RNA of Hypanus sabinus (Atlantic stingray), 6561 nucleotides long. Its product is annotated as BICD family-like cargo adapter 1. Lineage: Eukaryota; Metazoa; Chordata; Chondrichthyes; Myliobatiformes; Dasyatidae. Gene Ontology annotation, biological process: Golgi to secretory granule transport; vesicle transport along microtubule. The record is from RefSeq and is a predicted model, not a curated record. The transcript has 10 exons. The coding region runs from base 373 to 2016 and encodes 547 amino acids.
GGGUAUCAGUUUAAGCUUUGCUUGCGAUCCGCAGCAUCAUGUGUCCAGCUGCAUCCCUGUAAAGAAUGGGCUCAUCGUCCCCUGCGAAGCGGGGCAGCAGAAAGAAAGCGAUUAGCAAGGCGGGCAACGACAACGUAGUCCCGGGACAGCGGCCGGCCACCGCCGCAAUCACUCGAGAGAUCGCGAACGAUUGCUUUUUGCAACUGGACACUACUAGACACCGAGUGCUGCGAGCAAGGGGACUGGGUCACACCCUCCCGAUCCCCGGCCAGGGCACGGGAGGCAGGUCGAUGGGACUCGGUGCAAUCCGUCAGCUGAGCCGGGAUCGGAGCCGAUUAGGUUAAAUACAGUCUGCCCAGCGCAAGUGGAACUAUGGCGGCUUUAUGGCUGCAUGAGUUUCAGCAGGGUGACGAGCCCCACCACUCGUUUGGCGUUGAGGAGGCCGAGCGCCAUCAGGCCAGCAAUCUGCCGAGACUGCCGCCUCUUUCUCCACUCCUAACACCUCCUGGGCUUGGCGGCGGCGGCGGCGCCAACCUGCUGUUCGACGAACACUUCCCUGUGCUGGCGGCCAACCGCCAGGAAGGUUACAGCGAGGAAGUGGCAGCCGGUAGCCCCGGCAUCGAUGACCUACUGUCUCAGCUUCGGCAGAAGGAUAACGAUCUCAUCCUGGCGGCGAAGCUGGGCAAAGCCUUGCUGGAGAAGAACCAAGAGCUUACCCAUCAGUACGAGAUAAUGCAGAGAGAGCUCACUGACAAACUAGAGCAUCUGGAACAGGAAAAACAUGAACUGCGGAGAAGAUUCGAGAACCGUGAGGGAGAAUGGGAGGGUCGUGUUGCUGAACUGGAGGGUGAUCUCAAACAACUUCAAGAUGAGCUGGAGAGGCAUCAGGUCCAGUUACGUGAGGCAAACAAAGAGAAAGUAAUAGCUUUGCGGGAACUAUCGGAACAGAACCAGCGACUCCUAGAGCAGCUCACUAGGACAGCUGAGAUAGAGCAGCAACUCUCAAUGCAAGUUCAUAACCUCCGUGACGAGUUCCGGGAGAAAAGCAUAUCGACAAAUCAGCACGUGGUGCGCUUAGAGAGCUUGCAAGCUGAGAUAAAAAUGCUAACGGAACGAAAACAUGAACUGGAGCAGCGUAUCAGUGCUGUGAUUGAGGAGAAUGAACUGUUGCAGGGCACAAUUGAGGAACUUCAGGAACGAGUGUUGAUGGCUGAGCGACAGAGUCUUGAGAAGGAUCUACAGUUGCACCAGAACCAGAUAGAACUCCGUGAAGUACGAAUGUCUCACCGGCAGCUUCAAACGAAAGUGGAUGAAAUGAAUGAGGAGAUCAGCUUGCAUAGUGUGGGUCCAACGAGCACAUCAUUAUUGUCUGAAAUUGAGCAAAGCAUGGAGGCAGAGGAACUGGAACAGGAGAGAGAACAGCUGAGAGUAGAACUCUGGGAGGCUUAUUGUCAAGUGCGUACACUUUGCUCACACCUGAGAGGAAAUGACAUUACGGACUCUGCACUUUCUACUGACUCCUCCAUGGAUGAAUCUUCUGACACCUCCUCUGCCAAAGAUAUCCCUACAGGGAGCCUACACACAGCACUGCAUGAGCUCAAACGCCUAAUCCAAAACAUUCUCGAUGGAAAUGAAUCUACGGUGGUGCUGCUAAGAGUUGAAAUGAACACAAUAAAAGAAGAGAGGGACAAGCUGAAGGCAACAACUGAAGAAAAGGAUCAUGGCAGACAGCUUCAGAAAGCUCUCAGUGACCGGGAUGAAGCCAUAGCAAAGAAAAAUACUCUGGAAAUGGAACUUGCCAAGUGUAAGAUUGACAUGAUGACACUCAAUAGCCAGCUCCUGGAUGUAAUCCAGCAGAAACUCAACUUGUCACAACAGCUGGAGGCUUGGCAGGAUGACAUGCACACAGUCAUUGACCAGCAGCUAAUGGACAAACAACAGAAAGAGUGUCGCCUGCCAGCACACUCCCACGUGAACAGCUGCAGUGUGAGGCACCAAGUCAGCUCCUCGCCAUGAAACAAAGAAAACCAUGGAACCCAUCCAAGGAGAAACACCAAAACCCCAAUGCUCAAAAAGACGAGUACAUCACGCAAACGGUUAAAAAAAAAGUGAAAAACACACAACAUAAAACAUCAAAGCAGUCCAGGGACAUUCAGUUACAGCUCAGUUCAGUUCAUUUGAGCACUGUCGAUUAAGCCCAAUGGAGCUUCAGCAGCUGAAAGACGAGGACGAUUCCAAGGCAGUUAAUGGACUGCAAAUCUCUGGCUGCUCACCUUUUCUUUCCCAAAUAGGCCCUCUUAACAGUUAAGCGUAAAGCCAAGUGUUAACCAUUCUGUUUUCCUUUCGGAUACUGAGACACAUUUUGUGUAUUUUAAUUUAAUUUUGGAUACAGAGCCAUAUCAAGUAUGGAAGGCUGAUAGCCUGAUUCAUGUAAAUUGUACCAGUUAUGAUGUUGUCUAAGGUGGCAGACUCUGCCUGUAUGAUAGAGGAAGGUGUAGUUGAAUGGGGCAAGCACAGUGUGAGAUAUGCAUGACGUAUUUAAAUGGCACAGUGUAUGGAUCAUGGUAAAUCUAUAUAGGGCAGCGUGAUCUGAGGGUGGGAGAGAACAAUGGUUAAUGCUGUGUAAGAUAGUGCCGUGUAUGAAGUAUAUUUGGGUGAUUUGUGCUUAUGGAAAAUGCCCUAGCCUAAAAAUGGAGGUAAUGUGCUGUGCCCCAAUUCAACAGCAUGGAGUUAUGAAUCAUGUGCCUGAAAAUGAGAUUGUUCUGUGUCUAAAAGGAGUAGUGUGGGGUAAUGUAAAUAUACAGACACUAAUAUUGUGCAACUGUGAAAAUGCAAACAAUUGUGUAGAAUGUACUAUAUACACAAUGCUAAUAUACAUCUGUUGCAGAUGCAAUAGAUUGUGUGACUAUGCACCAUGUGCCUGUAAAUCACAGUAUGAAUGAAUGAAGCAUUUUUGGUACAGUGUUGGGCUGUGCAUUAGGUGCCUAUGAAGCUUUCUGCACAAUGGGUACUUGUAGUGUCCGUGUACCAUUUCUCUGCCAUGUCAGUGGUAUAUGGCAUGUCUGUACGAUACAUUAAUGGGUAAUACACAUGGGCCUGUAUAAUAACAUUACACCUGUGGUAUAUUCCCUACGACUGGUGUAGGUCAAAGCACUAAGGACAAUGAUUGCCGGAUCCGUGUAUCAUCUGCCGACGUGGAAAAGUGCACUCCGCACCUGUGCCGUUUUGUGUACCAUGUGCCUUUCCAGUGUGUGCGUGGUGUGGCUCAUCCACCAUGUGCAUGUCCUGUGUGGUGUGGGCUAGUGUAUUAUGUACAUAAAGCCUUUUGUGUUUGCUAAAUCACUGCGUAUGGUUUUGUGUUUUGAUGUGACAUUAGGGAAUGUAAUCGAACACGGUUCUGUGCACUCGUGGUUUCUCGGGUUUGGUCGGGUAGUUGAUACGAAACGAGCUGCAGCGCCACCUACUGUACAACCACAGGAUGUGGUCAUGUCCUGCGUGCUUUAGUUGCAGACGCGGUGUGGUUGGGAUUUUAUUUCAAAUGGUACACGGAUUAGCUGUUUCCUCGCAUCCGAAUUGUUUUUGUUUAGGUAUGAAAAUACUAGUCGCUGUGUUUGUGUCAAAUGUCAUUUAAGAAAACCGUUAAAGUCGACCUGUGGGAGCGGCUUAACGCCUGCAACGUCGGGUCUAUUGCAAUUGCCGCGAAAAUCACUACCUUCAGCUCUGUUGGGUUGGAUGAAUUCUGGCGAGGCGCGGGUGAGCAGGCCUGAAAUAAUACUCCACAGCAAAACUACACACACACAAAAUACUGGAGGAACUCAGCAGGCCAGGCAGCAUCUAUGGAACAAAGUACAGUCGUUUUGGGCCGAGACCUUUCGGGCAGUCAUGUUGUUUGUACUCUUUUCCAUAGAAACUGCCUGGCCUGCUGUUCCUCCAGCAUUUUGUGUGUGUUGCUUAGAUUUCCAGCAUCUGUGGAUUUUCUCUUGUUUGUGACUCCACAGCAAAGGCUUGUUCUCCCUCAGGCUCUCCAUGAACGGGUGACCUUUGUAGUUAAUGGCAAACGAGGCCAUCUGCGUGGCCUUUGACAUUAUGUAGACAGUAUUGUUCACUGGGUCGGCUCAGAUUCUCUGUAUAAAUCCAUCUGCGCUGUGCUGUCCUAUACAAAAACACUAGGCAGAUGAAAUGGACUGUAAACUGCCCCAGGUCUGGGGGUGGUGUACAGGCUAAAUAUGUUUAGCCGUGGAUGCACCUUGGACAUCGGCUUGGAUCUGGAGAUAAAGUGGAAACAACCCGCCAAAAGGAGUCCUUGAAAUGUGGCCUGAAAGUCACCGAAUUUAACCCCUUCCAGAUACACUCUGGCUAUAGGCGAGAAUCAGGGCGUUCAAGGCCAUGAUCUUAAAUAUCUGCGGUGGGGUUACCAAAUUGCACCGCCCCUGCUUUAUUACAUGACAUGUGCACAUAAAGGAUGGAAGUAAAUGGUGCUGCAAUCUGGCAUCUCCCAGUUUAAUAACAGGCACCUCGACGUCCCGGAGCUGCGGAGGCUCCCAGUGGCUACUUCGCUGCUGGAAGCUCUCGUCUCCCGUUUGUUGUCUGCGAUACGCUCGGGAGUGUUGGCUAGCAAAGGCCGCUCGAACAUCGGCGAGCUUUAAGGCUCCAAUAUCAUUACGUCGUUCCAUUACCACACAUCAACAUGGUGUAGCCUCGCUCUUAAAGUUGGUGAUUACAGAUCCCUUUGGUGCAAAGUGACUGUUCGUCUCGGGCAGUGCAGAAGCGGUUUACUAUUCCCCGACUGUACUGCUGAGUGCUAUUACCUGGUGCCUCUGGGUGUCUUUAUUGUGGCUGCUUUGAGAUACAUCCCAAAGACCGUGUGUCGUCGUGUCCAGUCACGCACUGUCUCCUUCCGUGAAGGGUGUGGUUGUGUGUCGGUGCUGGUCGGCUGUUUUACUCUAUGGGACGCGCGUUGGAUAUUCGCAGUGUACCCGCCGGUAAUUCCGCGCUCGCUGCGGGCCUUUCCUGGGAGCUGGUAAUGGAAUUAUUUGACAUUGGCAACACACUCAAAAUGCUGGAGGAACUCAGCAGGCCAGGCAGCAUCUGUGGAAAAAAGUACAGUCGACGUUUCGGGUCGAAACCCUUCAGCAGGACCUAUGGAUGGGUUUCAGUCCGAAACGUCAAUACUCUUUUCCGUAGAUGCUGCCCUGCCUGCUGAGUUGCUCCAGCAUUGUGUGUGUGUGUUGCUUGGAAUUCCAGCAUCUGCAGAUUUUACUCUUGGCUUUGAUCUUGAGGAAGCUUUUGGUUGUUGGAUGUGAAAUCGGGCCGCGCAGAGCCGGUGGUUCCCUUGAGGGUGGUUUUAAGACAACGGGUUCUCCUCGCUCACCCGUUCACAGAAACUGAAAUUAGGCAGGUAGAAAGGAUACUGUCGCUGUAGCUGAAUGUGCUGGUUGGGCAGGCAAUUCAUACCUCAUCAUCACCCGCCAGCGCUUGGAAUGGGACCAGUAUAAUGAAGCGGGCUACUUCUCUGCGAAGUGUGAUCGAAAUAACGAUAUUUGAGCGGGCAUUAAUAUGGAUCCCAUUCAAUGCUGCUCAAAACGGCUCCAACCUAGCCAUCAGCAGGGACAAUCCAAGCAAUGUUUCGGUCUGGCGGGAUAGAGAGGGAUGCGAGAUCGCCUACGCGGGUAUUGGAGCUUUGUCUCAAACAGGUGGCUGCCACUGUCACUAACGACCUCAAUUAUGAUUGUGCAAUAGUAAGUGUAUUGGGAGGUUUAGUUGAUUGUGAAAUUGUCACGACUGUUCCAAUUGUACAGAUAUCAUUCCCAUAACGUAUCCAAUCUCCUGUAGCAGUCUCCGGCUCUUCACCAUACAGCGUUCAGAAAUGGCAUCCAGCUACUUCACCUCUUGUGCUUGAGUCUGAGACCCUUUAGGAUCGUUGCCUGUUGCACCUUCUGUGCAUCUGUAGAAAGGACAUAAUGUGGGGGGCUUUCGGGGGAAGGCGGGGUUGGGUGUUCGGAUGCAGGACAAUCCCAGCAAGCGGCGGGAAAACGGACUUCCAUCCAUCCCAUCGACCUCGCACAUCCCAGCGCUGUGGGAUCUCCACAUUGCAGAGAAGCAGGGGAGCUGGACGAAAGUGAGUCACGGCGGUCGUGUCUAAACCACCCCGCACGCACUUUGUCUCGCUGACAAAGGGCUAUUAGCUCAGCGCCGUGUCAGACAAUGAAAGGGAAUAGCCGCAGUGCUGGCAGGGCUUCCUGUUCACAGUCCUGACUAAAGAGCUCCUGUUGUGAAUAAAUUCGCUCCACACACUGGAGCACCUCUGCUGAGAAGCGAUGAAUGUGACAGUGAGGUUUCAAUUUCCUGUACAUCACAGAGUCUGGGUCUUUUUCUAUAUUGAAAAGGUUUCAUAGCAGUAUAGAAUAUUUGUAAAUGAAAUAGUUUCAUGUUAAUUUGUAUACGAAGAGAAACGCAUUAUACAAAUGCUUAUUUUUCAGUAAAACGUUGCUGCCUUUUUAUAGUCAUGUCUUGUACGGAGCGUGGGAAGCUCCUUAAACAGAUUAUUUCUAUGAGGUGUAU